Molecule: messenger RNA, 207 nt
Organism: Pediculus humanus corporis (human body louse)
Lineage: Eukaryota; Metazoa; Arthropoda; Insecta; Psocodea; Pediculidae
Exons: 2
Coding region: 1-207 (68 amino acids)
Source: RefSeq, a predicted model, not a curated record
AUGAAUUUAUUUAAAGGAAAAGUUAAGUGUAGCAUUUGUGAUAUUGAUGUAGUUGUCACUGAAAUUAACGAACAUGAAGAUUAUUGUGGAUCAAGAACAGAAAAAUGUUUGUCUUGUGAAAAAUAUGUUAUGCUUAAAUAUAAAACACAACAUAUAACUUCUAAUCAUGUAUUUUUUAAAAUAACUGAUGAUCUCAAAGAAGUUUAG